AUGGCAGCUGGGUUCUCCAGCACAGUGCACAACAUCUAUAAGGCUACAGGAUCCUCUUUUGGAUCAGUUCCACCUGCCCUCGCUGGUCCACCACCUUCAAUGCCCAGAGUGGACAGUUCUGGAAAAAUCACACUAUCUCCUAUGGUUAUAUUUCCAGGUUACAUGGAUGCAGAACUUGCAAAAAAAUCUGAUUUCAAGGCCAAGAUCCUAAAAAGUGGAGCCACUACAAAGUCUGAGAACAGCCAAGAAGAAAACAAGAAAACAUUAAAGAAGGAAAAGCUAGUCACAGAUUCUGAUGAAUCCUUGAACUCAGGGCACAAACCAGAGACAAAAACCAAAGCAAAAGAUACUGAGUUGGAGAAAGGUGAAAUAAAAAUGGAGGUCAAGUUAAAGGAGAGUGACACUAGGAUACCAAAAGAGGAAGACCAGGUAAAGGUGAGUGACAUUGGAAUACCACAAGAACAGGAGGCCCAUGUAGAGGUGAAUGAUACUGGAAUACCACAAGAACAGGAAGACCAAGAAAAAAAGAGUGAGUACGGAAUACUACAAGGACAGGGAUCCCAAGUAAAGAAGAGUGAAUCCGGAAUAAAACAAGAACAAGGAUCUCCAGUACAGAAGAGUGAGUCUGGAAUAAAAGAAGGACAGGGAUCUCAAGUAAAGAGUGACACCAGAAUACAAGAAGGACGGGAGUCCCAGGUGGAGAAUAGUGAAGCUGGAAUACCACAAAGACAGGAGUCUCCAGUAGAGAAUGGUGAAGCUGGAGCACCACAAGGACCACAGGAGUCCCCAGCAAAGACUAGUGAAGCUGGAACACCCCAAGGACAUGAGUCUGCAGUAAAGAGUAGUGAAUCUGAAAUACCGCUAGUUCAGGGGCCUCAAGUAAAGAGAGAGAGUUCUGAGGAUCAAGGAGAGCAGGGAAAUGCAAGAAAGAAGACAGAUACAGAAGAAAAUGAUGCUCUGAAGAAAAGUGAUGAAGGAAAGCACAAAGUUAAAGGAAAGAAAGAAUCAGAAGUUAAGAGUAAAAAAAUAGGUUCAGUAAGGGGCAAAGGCAAAUAAAGGAAGAAGUACAACAAAAAGAUGGAAAGAGUAAGGGUAAAUAAAAGGAAGGCUUAUAAGUCAACUGAUUAUUAUGAUUCCCAUCCCCUAGAUACAAGUCACAACCCAGUUAUUGCUUAA
Messenger RNA from Enhydra lutris kenyoni (northern sea otter), 1176 nucleotides. RefSeq names its product chromosome unknown C6orf10 homolog (gene TSBP1). Lineage: Eukaryota; Metazoa; Chordata; Mammalia; Carnivora; Mustelidae. The record is from RefSeq and is a predicted model, not a curated record.